UUCUGCGCCAUCGUCAGUCCCGUCUUACUUUCACUUUUGUUUCCUGUCCUUGGGAGCCGCAGCUGCUCUGUGCGUAUUCUCACUUUAGGACACCUCGACAGCAAAGUACAGCGUACAGCAAAGAAGUACUCAACAGGGAGUGAUCGUUUUACCCCAACUAUUGGCUCAUUUAAUAUAAUAUUAGCUACUUUGUUUACCGAUAUUCUCUUUCCAAACCGUGAGGUCAUGGCGGAUAUCUGCAAUAACCGCCCGGUUAAUGGCCAGGAGGGCGGGGGUGUGCAGGAGGACACCGAAGACACAGAGGAAGCAAAGAAAGAGUUGGAGACUUGGAAGACUAAAGCAGAGAAAGCUGAUGAUGUGAAGGCCAGAAUGAUCUUGGAAAAACUGGAGGAAGAUGAAGCCAAGUCAAAGGCCCAGCAGGAGCUGGUGGCUCACGGUAAAAAGCAGGAGGAGUGUCAGAAGGAAUCCACUGAACGCAUAAAUGCAGUGCAGGUGGAAAUCUUGCGGCUUGCUGGGCGCAGACAGAAUUUGCUGGACAAACUAAAGGGAUAUCAAGCUGUGCUGGAAGCUAAGAGGGCCGAGUCCGCAAAACUGAAGCGCAGAUUCAAGAUCUAUACCCAGGUUCCAGACACAGAGGUAGAGUUCAAGGCUCAGAGUAAAGAGGAGAGGGAUGAGAACAGUCAGCCAAUCAGAGGAGUGUUUACCAUCGGCCAGAGACCCACCGUGCCCCUGCAGGGAGGACAGGCACUCAUCACCUUUGAAGAAGAAAAAGUGGCCUCUCAGAUCCUGAUGAAUGCCAAGUGCUCCGUAUCCUGUGGGAACAUCAUUUUGGAUAUUAAACCAAAAAGAAUAACCAUGGAUCCUACUGUUAAGUUUGAGGUCCACCUGGAUGUGUCCAGAAAAGAGCUCAAAGUUUCCGGCAUCCCCCGUAGCAUGCCAGAGGAGCGAAUGAAGGAGCGACUGGAGAUAAGUUUCUCCAGGCCCAGCAGGGGAGGAGGAGAGGUGGACAAAGUGCAGUACGACAGGAACACCGCGGCAGGAGUCAUCACUUUCCUCCACCCUGGAGUUGCUGAGAGCCUGGCCCUGAGAGGGAAGUACCGUGUGGAUCUGGACUCUGAAGUGACCGUGCAGGUUGGACCCAUUUACAAAUACCAGCUGUGCAAGUUCCAGACCUUCUGUGGCUCUUCUAGGCGUACCAUCCUCCUGGAAGACAUCGAGGACAAGGGGGACGAGGAGGACCUGCUGGACCACCUGGAGAUUUACUUCCAGAAACCCAGCAACUACGGCGGUGAGAUAAAGAGCAUCGAGUACACCCCCAGGGGGAAAACUCUGCAGGCCUUUUUCUCUGAGGACUCAGCUACUGCAGCUGCAACAUGAGCUCCUCCUCACUGAGUGUUUCUGUCAUCUGUGAUUCAUUUAAUUACAAAAUUCUAUCUGUAAUACAAGAAUAUGAUAUUGAAAUUUCAUUUAUUUGCUGUCCUGCUGAGAAUUAGAAGAGGAGAUUUGAUUUUAUGGGCAAGGCACGCUACAAUUAUCUGUAUGAUUUCCCUGACACAAAUAUGCAAAGUACAGCUAACCUCACAAUCACUGGGAUCACGUAUAUUCUGCUGAGAAAAUUGUGUUGGAGACAGUCUCUUUGAUUCCCUUCCAUUCAGUGUUUACAGGUGCUCACUUAAGAUAUAGCAGUGGCGGUCUGGGUAAUAUUAGGCUCACUGACCUUCCUGUUGUCACUGGUCAGUCUGUCUUUGUCUUCAUUUGUGGUCAUUAAAUAGUCUCAAUGCCAAAUCAA
Gasterosteus aculeatus aculeatus (three-spined stickleback) is the source of this 1789-nucleotide messenger RNA. RefSeq names its product N-myc (and STAT) interactor (gene nmi). Lineage: Eukaryota; Metazoa; Chordata; Actinopteri; Perciformes; Gasterosteidae. Gene Ontology annotation, cellular component: cytoplasm. The record is from RefSeq and is a predicted model, not a curated record.